AUGGCCCGUAAAGAAGCCCCAGCGGCACCUGCCGAGCCGGCAACCCAGCUAGACAAGAAAAAUACAGCUGAAGGAAAUCUGGAAAACGAAGAAGAGGACUAUGUCGAGGAAGAGGACGAGGACUAUGACCCAGAAAAGAAACAACAGGACGAAGACCAGGAAAGUGAUAACUCAGACAACGAACACGAACCAGACUACUCGGCUAUCAACACAGGCGUCAGUCAAGUAAGAACGCGAACACAAAGAUACGAGGAGGAGCUUGGCGGUGGUAAGAAGCGAAGAAUAGACCCCAGUGGUCUACUACAAGACGAGCUGAGGGUAGACGUGAAUGCUAUCUUUGAAUCUUUGAAGAGUGGCAAAGACGAAACUGAUUGGACUACGCUUAUAGACAAGGAUGCUGUUGUGGAGGAGAAGAAACCCGAAGAGCCCACAGACCCCACGAAACUAGAAUGGUGA
Molecule: messenger RNA, 456 nt
Organism: Candidozyma duobushaemuli
Lineage: Eukaryota; Fungi; Ascomycota; Pichiomycetes; Serinales; Metschnikowiaceae
Exons: 1
Coding region: 1-456 (151 amino acids)
Source: RefSeq, a predicted model, not a curated record